GGCUGUUCUUAUCUUAUUAUUUAUUCAGCACACUCAGAUUUACUGCUGACUGACUGCUCAGAUGUCUUCAGAGACGAAGAAAGAGAGAGACAUACUGAGAGCUGCUCAAAGACACAGGCAGGCAGAGAGUUAAGGCAGUCAAAGCAGAGCUGAUUCAAAUACGACACAUCAUUGACUCGAGGUCCUGUUUGUCCCUGUGACAGUGACUCUGCAGGAGCACAGCUGACCAUAUUAUCCACUGCCCCUGCCUCUCUAAGACCAUGGAGGAGGAAACCAAGGUGACAGAGACCACUCCGACCCCACCACCUCUCCUGGAACGCCAGGUUCGCCGGCGUCAGCCCACAGUUUCUGUCCUCAAAUCCAAGCUGAAGCAGGGUGUGACCUGCUCUGUGCCCAGAGUCCGAUCCACCCUGACUGGGAUCUUCCCUGUGGUGCGCUGGCUGCCUAAAUACAAGCUCAAAGACUAUGUCUGGGGCGAUGUGAUGUCGGGCAUGAUUGUUGGUAUCAUCUUGGUACCACAGGCUAUUGCUUACUGCUUGUUGGCAGGAGUGGAGCCCAUCUAUGGUUUAUACACUUCAUUUUAUGCCAACAUCAUCUACUUCCUCAUGGGGACGUCCAGACAUGUCUCUGUGGGGAUCUUCAGCCUCAUGAGCCUCAUGGUCGGACAGGUGGUGGAUAGGGAAUUGUUCCUGGCAGGUUUUGAUCUCAAUGAGGACUCCACAGAAUCUGGCCUUGAUGUGUUUAAUGCCACACUGGGCACUAACCUCACAGGUGGUAAACUACAGGGCGUGGAGCUAAUGGGUCUACAUUGCAGGAAGGAGUGUUACGCCAUCAGCAUCGCUACUGCCCUUACAUUCUUGGCUGGCAUCUAUCAGGUCAUGAUGGCUGUGUUUCGGCUAGGCUUUGUUUCUGUAUACCUUUCAAGUCCUAUGCUGGAUGGUUUUGCCACUGGAGCCUCUUUCACCAUCCUGACCGUGCAGGCUAAAUACCUGUUGGGUCUAAAGAUUCCCCGUCACCAUGGCUAUGGCACAGUUGUCGUCACCUGGAUUAACAUCUUCGCCAACAUUCAUAAGACCAACUUUUGUGACCUGAUCACUAGUGCCAUCUGUAUCUCUGUAUUAGUGGCAGGGAAAGAGAUCCAGGAGCACUACAAGAAUCGUCUGAAGAUCCCUCUGCCAACUGAGCUGAUAGUCGUGGUGGGAGCUACACUGGCCAGCCAUUUUGGGGAGCUGAACGCCCGUUACAGCUCCAGUGUUUCUGGUCACAUCCCCACAGGAUUCAUUCCCCCCCAGGUGCCCAGCUUUGGUCUGAUGCCACGGGUGGCACUAGAUGCCAUUCCUCUGGCAAUUAUUAGUUUUGCCUUCACGGUGUCCCUGUCUGAGAUGUUUGCAAAGAAAAAUGGCUACACGGUUCGUCCUAACCAGGAGAUGCUGGCAAUUGGUUUCUGUAACAUCAUCCCCUCCUUCUUCCACUGUUUCACCACCAGUGCAGCACUUGCAAAAACCAUGGUGAAGGACUCAACAGGCUGCCAGACACAGGUAUCAAGUUUGAUCAGCGCCCUGGUUGUUCUUCUCGUCCUCCUCUUCUUUGCUCCUUUCUUCUACAAUCUACAGAAGUGCGUUCUUGCCUCUAUCAUCAUUGUCAGCCUUCGGGGUGCCCUGAGGAAGUUCAAAGACGUCCCAGCUAAGUGGCGUGCCAGCCGGAACGAUGCCAUCGUGUGGCUGGUCACCAUGUCAGCCACAGCUCUAAUCAGUGUAGAGAUGGGUCUCCUGGUGGGAAUAGUUUUUUCUAUGAUCUGCAUCAUCUUUAAGACCCAGAACCCAAAGGUCUCUCUUCUGGGCCGAGUCAAUGAUACUGAUCUUUAUGAGGACAUAGACGAGUACAAGGACCUCAUACCACCACCGCGAGUUCAGGUCUUCCGCUUCCAGGCUCCUCUGUACUACGCCAACAAGGAAUCAUUCCUCAAAUCUCUCUACAAAGCUGUUGGAGUUGAACCGUUCUUGGAGAUGACUAAGAGAAGAAAGGCAGAGAAGAAGGCCAACGAGGUUUACUUGAAACAGGCCCAGGCAAAUGGGGAUAAAAACAAUGGAGAGGUUAAUAUUGGACUUGUCCAAAGAGAUAUAGAUUUCCACACCAUAGUUUUAGAUUGCUCUGCCAUUCCCUUCAUAGACUCCACAGGCAUGGCCACAUUUAAAGGGCUGGUCAAGGAAUAUAAAGAGAUCAGUGUGAGUGUACUCCUGGCCAGCUGUAAUACCUCAGUCAUCGAUACCCUGCAGCAGGGACAAUUCUUUGGGAAAAAUAAUGAAAACAUGACUAUCCUGCUAUUUCAUACAGUUCACGCUGCUGUUCUUCAUGCAAACAGUACAUUUGCAGCAGCAGAAAGCAAGCCAGAAGACGCUGUGGUGUAGGGCAGCUAGAAGAAGAAAGGGACAGAGAAAAUGUGGUGGUUUCUUCCAUUUCUCAUUCUCCUUUCUUUAGUAAACCUAAAAGUGGUAUUUAGGUUUAGGUAUGCUAUGUUAUCAUCGUUGACAAUACUGCAGGUUGUAGCUUUGAGGUUGCCUUUGUCAAAGAAAGCAUUGGAAUGCCAAGAGGGCCCAGAAAACUAUCCUAUUAAGAGUUUUUUUUGUUUGUUUGUUUGUUUUUCCAAGAUUUAAAAUGCAAUGCAAUUUCAGCCCAAAAGCAUGGUCAUUUCAUAAAAAUAAGUAUUUAGUAACCAUUUAGUAGAAAAGCGAGUUAUUUUUUGAACUGGCACCCUAUGACUGAAGAAAAAUAAGGGAAACAAAUGAAAAAUCCUACGACAAUCAGAAUACAUAAUAAUAUCUUAAACCUAAUUUUUGUGCAAAUACACUGAUAUUUCAAUAUCAGUUUUUCUCUAUAACUAGCAAGAAAACAAUAUGGUGGACAGUUUUCUUUCUGGUAAACAAAAAUAUCCUAGCUGGGCUUCUUUUGUGAUCUCUGACUGCAUUCAUGCAUUACUGGUGCUGGGAAGGGGUACCUGCAGAUGCUGGCACACCACCAGUUUCUUGCUCGGAACCAAGCUAAUAGGACAGCAACAGAGGCUGCCCCUUGACACUAAGAUGGUUUCA
Scatophagus argus is the source of this 3086-nucleotide messenger RNA. It is a transcript of the gene slc26a1, whose product is annotated as solute carrier family 26 member 1. The record is from RefSeq and is a predicted model, not a curated record. Gene Ontology annotation, cellular component: membrane. The transcript is spliced from 8 exons. Bases 261 to 2408 code for a protein of 715 amino acids. Gene Ontology annotation, molecular function: chloride transmembrane transporter activity; secondary active sulfate transmembrane transporter activity; bicarbonate transmembrane transporter activity. Lineage: Eukaryota; Metazoa; Chordata; Actinopteri; Scatophagidae. Gene Ontology annotation, biological process: transmembrane transport.